UUGUCGAAGUGCAUUAUUUUAUGGCCGUCGUUAUUCGGACUCGAGUCCGAAUAACAUUGGCUGGAUUGUACUUUACCGGACCACCCGUCUCGGCCCGUGAUUACUACGCACGCCUAGCCUAACUACGCACUCAUAGUACUCUGCGUGCGGACAAAAGGUAGUUCCACGGGCGACUUCACGCACGCACAGCGAAGUCAGCGGCGACUGGCGAGGCGAGGUCAGAGAAAACUUACACAAGAGCAGAAGUGAGUGUGCCUGUUUGUGGAAUUUGCCGCCAUGGCGUCACGGCUGAUGUUGCUGGGUCAGGUUGUCAGUAGAGAGGUCCUGAAGCCUAAGGUGGUCAACGUGAGAGUGGUGGAGCAGGUCUUUGAUAAACAUAUCAACAUGUUUUUUGCAGAACCUACAGACUUCAAAGCUGCUGAGGGCGACGUGAAAGUGACCUUGGGUGAUCUUGUUCGCAUUGAUAAGCUACCUGAAAAACUGACGGUUGAGGUGGAGUAUAAGGUGGCAGAUGUGGUCUUUCCAAUUGGUCGUGUUGUUGACCCCAUUACAGGCAGGAAGUGUCGGGGGACGCGGUUCAUCGACGACAAGGCAAGAGAGGAAGAAGCAAAGAGGGUAGCAAGAACAGAGGCUUGGAAAAACUAUCCUUUGUAGCAUUAAGUGUGUGUAGAUUUAGAAGUUUUUUAAAAAUGAUGUCAGGUUUGAAUGUUUUGCGGAUGUUUGUUCAAGAAUGUAGAAUAUUAUUUGUUGUAUUUGAGUUUCUUUUGCUGCAUUUCAUCUCGUCAAAAUCAAACAGUUUUUCUUGGUUCUGAGUUUGAUUCUUGGAAGCUUCUUCUCAUGGGAAUUUCCUGUUUCCUUGUUGAAGUCUAUUUGAAUGUGAAACACUGUGUAUGAAUGAUCAUGUAUGUGUUUUGGUGUGUGCAUGUGUGUUUGUGUUGAGAGCAGGUGUAACGUAGUCUGCUAAGUCACAAACUAGUUAUGUGUUUUGUAGUGAGAAAAGGCAUACCUUUACCUGUAGAGCAGAGUGACGAAGAUGCAUGUGUACAGCUGGAGACUUUGAAUAAACUUUUCUCUGAAUGAACCCCCAGAGACCAGGCAAA
Molecule: messenger RNA, 1100 nt
Organism: Aplysia californica (California sea hare)
Lineage: Eukaryota; Metazoa; Mollusca; Gastropoda; Aplysiida; Aplysiidae
Product: 28S ribosomal protein S17, mitochondrial
Exons: 4
Coding region: 277-654 (125 amino acids)
Biological process (GO): mitochondrial translation
Cellular component (GO): mitochondrial small ribosomal subunit
Molecular function (GO): structural constituent of ribosome
Source: RefSeq, a predicted model, not a curated record